Messenger RNA from Daphnia pulex (common water flea), 832 nucleotides. RefSeq lists its product as uncharacterized. Bases 121 to 429 code for a protein of 102 amino acids. The transcript is spliced from 4 exons. NCBI's taxonomy places the organism in Eukaryota, Metazoa, Arthropoda, Branchiopoda, Diplostraca, Daphniidae. The record is from RefSeq and is a predicted model, not a curated record.
UCAUUUCGAAAAAGCAAAAAAAAGAGACGAAGGUUCAGAUAUUUUUUAUUACAGAAAACUCAACGGAUCACUGGUUUGGAAUUAAAUGUGGCCGUUGUGACUCCCCUUUUUCUCCACUCCAUGCAGUUUCUCAGAGAUUUGAGGACACAGCCAUCCAUCGUAACCACACAAUAUGAAGUUUUUCUUGUGAAGGUGUUCUGUCAUCAGCAACAAUUUCAGGAUCAACGCUUCCAGGAUAAAAAACAUCCCAUUGCAUUGAAAUUUGGAAUGCAAUCGAAUGCAUUUUCAAUCGAGUUACGGAUCUCUCUAUUCCCCCUUUCUUCAAAUCCUCGUGUACGCCCAUGUGAAUGUGGGUUUACUCUUCAUCGGAUGGAUGGAGCAACUGUAGAUGCCUGGCUGUAUUUCCCAGGCACAAAGGCGUUAAUGUAACGGUGGAGAAUUCACGAUGGGGGAAUCUUCAUGAUGCAUUAGUGUUCAAGAAAAAUCCCCUUCAACUUUUUUAUAAGCCUCUCUUGCUGCUGUUGUAUCUAGCUACUUCAGGGGUCUGCCUGCCGCUGCUGUUGCUGGAAGAAGAAGAAGAAACGAAAAAAGAAAAGCAGUCAACAGAUUUUGGCCCAUGUUAUCUGUUGCUUUCCACUUGAGCUUUUGUUUCAUUUCUUAAUAAUAACGUUUCCUUAUGGAUGGCUGCUGCUGCUUCUCUCCGCUCUGCUUAUUUUUCACAUAGCCAGGGCCCUAUAAUCACUUUUCCUACAAAUAGAGUUUUGUUUAUUUGAUAAACAUACCUGCAUCUCUCUCUUUCUCUCUCUCUGGCGUGCUCUUUGAUCCACUUCCU